Molecule: messenger RNA, 2790 nt
Organism: Diorhabda sublineata
Lineage: Eukaryota; Metazoa; Arthropoda; Insecta; Coleoptera; Chrysomelidae
Gene: Cda4
Product: chitin deacetylase 1
Exons: 9
Coding region: 139-1623 (494 amino acids)
Biological process (GO): carbohydrate metabolic process
Cellular component (GO): extracellular region
Molecular function (GO): chitin binding; hydrolase activity, acting on carbon-nitrogen (but not peptide) bonds
Source: RefSeq, a predicted model, not a curated record
AGAAACCGGUAUGUCUCCUUGACCCAUAGAUAUGGUGAAGAAAGUCUUGCAAGUAAUAAACUGACCAACAAGGAAGGCAACGCGGCAGUGUAGAGAAAGAAAGUGGCGUAGAAGAUUUAGUAUCGAAAAUUCGCCAAGAUGGUGGUUACAGUGAGGAGGUUUUUAUCAAUUUUUGUGAUUUUCGUGUUGUGUUUUAGUGAAAAAACAGUUAAAAGUCAAAGAAAACAAACAGACGCGAACGAUGAUAAAAAAGGGGAGGCAUUUCAAUGUCCCCAUAGUACAGGAAAUGGCAACUACGCAGAUCCCGUUACGUGUAAAAGAUUUUAUCAGUGCGUCGAUGGUUAUCCCUACGUAAACAGAUGCCCUUCGGGGUUAUAUUUCGACGACGUGUCCAAAUUUUGUACGUUUAAAAACGAAGCAAGAUGCGGACCGUUGGCUUCGACUCCCGCCCCAAUUACCGAAGAACCCGUAGAUUUAGCCACUAAAUGCGACCCGGAAAAAUGUAAUUUACCUUAUUGUUUCUGUUCCAAAGAUGGCACUACUAUUCCAGGCGGAUUAGACCCGGAAGAUACGCCCCAAAUGAUUUUAUUAACUUUCGACGGAGCCGUGAAUCUCAAUAAUUACGAUCAUUACAGAAAAGUUUUGAAUCGCAAGAGACAGAACCCGAACGGUUGUUUUAUACGGGGGACGUUCUUUAUAUCGCACGAAUACAGUAAUUAUCACAUGAUACAAGAAUUAGCCAGCGAAGGCCACGAAAUCGCCACCGAAACCAUCUCGUUGCAGAGCGGCUUGGAAAAUAAGGGUUACGAAGAAUGGGUGGGAGAAAUGGUCGGCAUGAGAGAUAUUCUCAAACAUCUAUCGAAUAUUUCGAAAAGCGAAGUUGUUGGUAUGAGGGCGCCGUUCCUGAAACCGGGACGCAACACUCAAUACAAGGUUCUGGAGGAGUUCGGGUACAUUUACGACAGUUCCAUAGGAGCACCAGCUCUCCCUAUCCCGGUAUGGCCGUACACUUUGGAUUACAAAAUUCCCCACGAAUGCAAAUCCGGCACGUGUCCAACGAAAACAUUCCCAGGUGUUUGGGAAGUACCUCUAAACACCCACUACGUAGAAGGCUACGAAGGCGGUCAUUGUCCCUAUUUGGACCAAUGCGUGCUGCACAACCACGACGCCGACGACGUCUUCGAAUGGUUGCAAGAAGACUUCCUCAGAUAUUACGAUCAAAACAGAGCCCCCUACAUGAUGCCCUUCCACACCAAUUGGUUCUCCAUCAAAGAAUUAGAACAAGGUCUACACAAAUUCCUCAAUUGGGUACAAACUUUACCGGACGUUUGGUUCGUCACCACCACGCAAGCCUUGACGUGGAUGACGGAUCCUAAGCCCGUCGCUCAAUUAAAUAAAUACGAACCGUGGGAUUGUAGAAAAAACGAAAAUUUGCCGCCGAAACCUUGUAAGGUGCCCAAUAAGUGCGCUCUAGCUUUUAAACGACCGGAACUUAACGUGACCGACACUAGGUAUUUGGAAACUUGUAACGAUUGUCCGAACGCUUAUCCUUGGUUGGACGACGCCAGCGGCUCCGGUAUACCCGGAAAAGACAACUACGUACCCGAUAACGUCAGAAAAUGAUCGGAUAUUCAAACUAAAACACUUUAAACUCCACCCGUAUUUAUAUUUUUUUUAAACGAACAACUUGUAUUUUUUGGAAGCUACCCCGUACCUAAAUUUAUUUUCAAAAUAUUCAAAUUUAUCAGUAUUCUUACAAAUUCCCCUGUAUUUUUAUAUAAAAAAAAAACAAAUUCCAUAUUAUUAUUUGAAGUUCCCCGGUAAAGAUUACAAUUUUUUUAACAUUUAACCAAAUGGUAUUCUUUGACGUUCCCUGGUAAUAACUUUUUACAUUUUCCCCGUAUAAACUUUAUAUUUUUGAAAAAUUUCGAACGUAUACUUUGAACUUCCCCUGCAUGUUUAUAUUUUUUGAAAAAUUAACUAAAGUCUCUAACAUUACUCGGUAUAAACUGUUGUAUUCUCGGAAAUGACCCUGUAUAUUCAAAACGAAAUUCAAUAGUAUUAUUUGAAGUUCCUCGGUAUAAACUUUAUAUUUUCGAUAAAUUUGAAGUUCCCCCGUUUUCGUUUCGUAUUUUUCAAGAAAAUCAAAUCGAAUGGUAAUAUUUGAUGUUCCCUGGUAUUAACUUUUAUAUUUUUUGCAGUUUCCCUGUAAAAACUUUAUAUUUUCGAAUCAUUUCAUAAAUAGUAUUCUUUGAAAUCCCUCCGUAUUUAUUAAUCCGAAUUAAAUAGUAAUACUUCACGUUCCCCUGUAUUGAUUUUUUUCAAAUUUUUAAAAAAAUACACACAAAUGAUAUUAUUCGAGGUUCCCCGGUAUUUUUUCCAAUAACUUCCCUCGUAUUCACUUUUUUUAUAUUUUCUGAAAAAUUAAAUAGUAAAUUUAGACGUUCCCCGGUAUUUACUUCAUUUAUGUUUUAAAAAAUUCAAACAAAUAGUAUUUUUGGAAACUCCCCUAUAUUAACGUCUAAUUAAAUUUAUACGAGGUCCAAAUGAAAAGUAAGUAUAAUAAUUUACUACGCAUAUAAAUUAAAUGACUUGAUAUACGAGGUGUACCAAAAAUUAUCUUAGCAUUAAUAGUAAGUAUAAAAAAAAACAAUUUUGGAUCUGAAAAAUAAAAAAUUUAUCCAUAUUUAUUUUUAUUACAGUACAGAUAGUAAUUUAAUGUAAUUUAUUUAUUAUUAUUAUCCAGUUUUUUAAUUCAAAUAUGGCUACCAAAUAAAUAUCUCGAAGUAA